GCGGGUUUGCAUCAGAUCGAGGAAAUCGAAGCAGAAGGAACUGAAAGGGGCUCUUUUAGGGAUAAUUUCCGUAAUGGACAACAGCGGUUUGGAAAUCGAGCCUUUAUUGCGAUUGCAACACAAUGUAGCAGAUGCGUGGACAUAAUGUCAUCACGUUCUACCAGUCAACUAUAUCCAAACGGUUUCUGAGGAUGACGGGGAAGAUGGCGUUGCUCAUGUCGACUGUUCUCUUUUCUUGGUAUUCCUCUCCCCCCGUGUCCCACUCCGUGCUUGACCGGGCUAAUAAGUGCACAGGGAGUCCUAACCAGCCCAUUUGGAGCCCUAAGCGUCGAGAAAGCCGGUCGACGCAAACUCCUCAUCCUCUCCUUUGCGGGUAUGGGCAUCUACAUGGCUGUAAUAUGUGGCUGUAUCUCGCAGACUAACAGCCACAUCGCCGUGCACGCAGCUAUGGCA
Messenger RNA from Aspergillus ruber CBS 135680, 453 nucleotides. RefSeq lists its product as uncharacterized. The coding region runs from base 132 to 422 and encodes 96 amino acids. The transcript has a single exon. Lineage: Eukaryota; Fungi; Ascomycota; Eurotiomycetes; Eurotiales; Aspergillaceae. The record is from RefSeq and is a predicted model, not a curated record.